Messenger RNA from Sitodiplosis mosellana (orange wheat blossom midge), 3489 nucleotides. It is a transcript of the gene moody, whose product is annotated as G-protein coupled receptor moody. Gene Ontology annotation, cellular component: membrane. Bases 1670 to 3196 code for a protein of 508 amino acids. The record is from RefSeq and is a predicted model, not a curated record. The transcript has 9 exons. NCBI's taxonomy places the organism in Eukaryota, Metazoa, Arthropoda, Insecta, Diptera, Cecidomyiidae. Gene Ontology annotation, molecular function: G protein-coupled receptor activity. Gene Ontology annotation, biological process: G protein-coupled receptor signaling pathway.
AAAGAUCGAAAGUGAACACGAGUUUCUAUCGAAGCGAAAUCUAAGCUCAAAAUGUUAAAACCAUGUGUGAAUUAUUUCGACAAACUCAUCGCUAAAAGAACAGCUCAUACUCGGCCACAAUAAAAUUGCAAAUUUGUUUGUCAAAGGUCAGUAGAGUCUUUAUGUCGCUUAAAAUAUGGGCUGACGAACGGAAUGUGUUGAAGGCAUCUUCAAUCAAAUUAGCGACAAGGCAAGGAUAAACCGGUUUUUCUUGAAUACAAAAUUGAUUAGAAACACAUUAAUCACACAUAAACAUUUCUUUAACAGACUCUAAAUUUAAGUCAAAGACACUAUUUCCUUGGUGUCAAUUUACAAGCGCUCUCUAUUUCAAACGCUAUGUGCUGUUUAAGCUUACAGAAAGUGGUACGGCUCCCAUGCAAAAAGCCAAACGUGAUAGCAGUGAUCUUGUUUGUUCAAACUUGAUCUUAACAAAUAUAUCCAGUUGAUUACGCUUCGCAGAAACUAUCUUUAGCUGGAACAAGAGAAAAAAAUGCUCGGUUCAAAAAUAGCCAGAAAUUUAUAUGGAAAAUUUCUCACUUUGUUAGCAUUACGUUGUUUUUUUUUUCUUUUAUUUUACCACAUUUUACUAAAUUGUUCUCAAGCCAAACGUUUUUAAUUUGUUUUAAUUGUUAUUGGCCUAAGUGUUACGUACAGCAAAUAGGAAUUUAAAAGGAAAAAAUUAUGUGCAGUCGUCGAGAUAUUAGUAACGGAGCUCAUAAAACAAAUACCAAGCCUAUAAGCCGAGUCGAGUCGCGUCGUUCCGAGUCGUAUAUGGCAAUGAGUCGCUUCGGUUCGGUUCUGUGUGUUUGUGUCGAUGUUCAUUAACAGUUUCGAUGAUAUCGUUUGUCGUUGCUUCGGUUUUGUUAUUCUUCUUUCAUUGAUGCGUUACAUGAGUUAUAACGAAAAACAUUUGUUCUAUUAUAGUUCAGUUAAUCGUUAUGUUUCCGAGACAAAAGACGUAAAAUGUUCUAUGCGCUGCACGCGUAACCAAACGCAUUGAGAAAAAAAAACAAAGACCAUUUUAAAUAAUAAAACCAUAAAUAUAAAAAAAAAACCGUCGAUGAUUGAGAGAGAGAGAGAGAGAGAGAGAGAGAGAGACAAAAAAAUUGUUCUGUGAUUUUUGUGACAAAUUUUUUAAUGAAUAUUACUUUUGUUCAAAUUGUUUGUUUUUUUGUGCAUUUUCAAAAAUUGACCGGUUAAAAAAGCCGUUCACCUUUGAAUGUGACAAUAAACUAUUCACGUUGAGUAUAUUGAGUGUGAUUUAUGUCGUGACAUAUAUAAAAAUUUGAUUGUAAACGUAACAUACGCAGAAAGAAGCGAGUAAAUAUUGAGUGCAGUGCACAUCAGAGCAAAUAUUGUUGAGUUGAAAGUUUUUCAUUUAUUUUUCAACUUUUUAUUGAUUUUGUGCUCGAAUCGAGCCUACUGUUUCAAUCGAUUGUGCGAACCACUUGAAUGGCAAUGCAAACAGAUCGGAAGCGAUAACAAUAGUAGCAGCGGAGAGUCGAAAGUGUUGGUUUGUGCAUUUGCCAGAGAACACAGAAAGAGGGAAACACACACACACAGAGAGAGAGAGAGAGAGAGAGAGAGACGUUGAGUAAACGAGACGAAAAAAUAAAUCAAAUAGUAAACAAUGCGCGAUUACUGGUACCCAUUUCGACACAAUAAGAGAGUCGAUACAACUUUUAUCUCAGCAAAGAUGGAGCGAUUUGGAUUCAAUGAGGCGCAUCUUUUUACAUCAGCAACACCACAUGAUGAUGAUCCGGAUGAAUUGAACAGAUUUGGUCGUCCGUUGUUGAAUUUCGCAGCUGCUGCCACUAUUCUCAUAAUGAUUGUUGGUAUUUGUGGAAAUUUAUUAACCGUGAUAGCAUUACUAAAGUGUCCAAAAGUUCGAAAUGUAGCAGCCGCAUUUAUUAUUAGUUUAUGCAUAGCUGACUGUUUGUUUUGUGUGAUUGUCCUGCCAUUUAGCGCGUAUCGUUUCAUUCGAGGCACAUGGCUACCCGACGGACCAUUGUGCCAAAUAAUACCGUUCUUACAGUAUGGAAAUGUCGGGGUUUCGCUACUUUGCAUCGCAAUGAUUACAAUAAAUAGGUACAUUAUGAUCACACACCAUAGUUCCUAUGCGCGCAUCUAUAAAACUCAAUGGAUUACCGUUAUGAUUGUGUUUAGCUGGGUGUUUGCUUACGGAAUGCAACUUCCGACACUGUUCGGCGUUUGGGGUGUGUUCAAACGCGACGACAAUCUUGGCACAUGUUCAAUUAUGCAAGACAAGAAUGGACACAGCAGUAAAACGACGUUAUUUGUGACGGCUUUUGUAUUUCCAUGCAUUAUUAUCAUUGGAUGCUAUACGCGAAUAUUCUGGGUCGUUCAUAAGUCUGAACAACGGAUGAGACAGCAUGCGAGCAAACAGAAUGCGAUUCCAAACAAUUUACGCGUAAUCCAAUCGUCAAAACCAAUUGCCACCAAAGACACAAAUAAACGUAGAUCAAAUACAGAAGUGGCUCAAGCGUCGACUGUUCCAAUACCAGCCAUAUCGACAGGUACCUCAAAUCAACCGGCAACUGAACCGAAUGCCAUUUGUAGUGAAAAUGUCAGUGUCAAUAGUCGAAGUGAUUCAGGAGUAACGAUGACCGUCCAACCGAAUAAAAUACCAAGCGGCAAAUUUACAAAUCCAAAACCAAGCCGGGUUAAAGACGCACGCGAUGCCAAGGCAAAACGCAACGAAUGGCGUAUAACCAAAAUGGUACUGGCGAUAUUUUUAUCGUUUGUAAUGUGCUAUUUGCCAAUCACUGUGGCCAAAAUUGCUGAUAAAGAUGUUUCAUAUCCCACGCUCCAUAUAAUCGGCUACAUUCUACUGUAUCUAUCGUCGUGCAUCAAUCCAAUCAUCUACGUAAUAAUGAACAAACAAUAUAGACAAGCAUAUAAAACCGUUAUUCUGUGCAAACCAGGCCGAUUGCUGGCAUUCACUCAAGCUGGCAGUUCAGUGGGUGAGAAAUGGAAAGAUGCCGCAUUCAGCUACAACCACAGAUCUGUUACCAUGGUAUCACAGGUUUCCCUACCCGAGGAGCUGCAGUCGUCUUGUCCGAAUCAUCAACAGCAUCGCCGAGAUUCACCCCAUCCAAGACGCUUGCCGGACAUUCGCGGUAGCACAGAUCCAUAAUGAUAUCAUAAAAAGUCUCGAAAUAGUAUCAAACAAAUGACAUAUCAUUAGCCAAAACGACCGAAUUAACUUACGACCGUAACCACUAUUUCGUUCAAGGAAAAAGAAGAAGAAACAAAACUACUCGAAGAGAAACCAAAUAUGUGCCAAAAAUAAUUAUUUUUAAUUCAAAAAACAAUAGCUAUAGUAAUAUAGUGUAUAUCAUAAUUAUGUAUGUAUCUAGUACAUAGUAUAUUGUAUUUAUUAAAUAAACGAAUGUUUCAUAUUUUCAUUUUAAUUUGAAAUUACAAUAA